CCAGCGCCACGUCCACCCCACAGCCUGCUGGGUCCAGACAGUCCACAACACCCGACAUAUCUGCGGUAACCAUCAUCGGGCGCCAGACCUCCACGAGCAGGGGGCCCGAGGUGUCAUGGUCCACAAGUCUCUCUGUGGAGGAAACCUCCAUGUCUCCCGAGGCUGUUCCCUCCACUUCUCUGCCCCUGACUUCUUCACUCCACACCCCGGGCCUAGUGAAGACCACAGAUGUGGGGGACACGGGCUCAGGAGCCCAGACCAGCUCACCUCUGUCUCUGAGCAGUGUCUCACCUCCAUUCCUGGCCACCACUAGGGAGACCACGGGCACACGGAACACCCCUGCUUCCUCAGACAGGGCGGUGACCCAUGUGGGCACCUCCACUUCCGGACACGGACACCCAACCACAUUGCAGGCCAUGGAAAUCACUUCCGCCAUGGGAACCUCCAACAUGGGGCAGGAGGGUGUUUCUACACCAACCGCUGCCUUCCCCAGCACCGGGAGGGCUAACACACCACCGGCGUCCACUGUCAUCCCUGGGCUAAGCGACUCCAGCACCCCAGAGGACACCAGCUCAGGCUCUGGGACAAGCACUGUCCUUCCUCAAUGGCCCACUGGCGCUCCCACUAAGGUCUCCGGGACACAAGGCAUCGCCUCCAGCCCCAUGUCCACCCCACAGCCUGCUGGAUCCACACAGUCCCCAACACCAGACAUGUCAGCAGAAACCAUCCCUGGGCUCCAGACCUCCGCCACCAUGCCUGGCUCAGUGGAAGCGACCAUCACCAGCCCAACAGCUCACUCCGGGUCCACUUCACAGGCUACCCCGACCUUGGAAUCAGCAACCUCCUCCGCCUGGGAGACAAGGCCCUCGGCUGGGACCCAGGGAUGGCCUCACUCACAGGGGGCCACCAUCACCAGCAAGAGACCAGGGAAGGUGUCAGGGGCCACAAGCCACUCUAUGGAGGAAACCAGCUCUGUCUCCUCUCUGUUGGCCUCCUCCCCUCCCACGUCCUCGCCUGCUCCUGCUUCCUCCAUGUCACCUAAGGGUGCUCCCUCCACUUCUCUGCCCCUGACUUCUUCCCUCCUCACCACGGGAAUGGUGAAGACCACAGACAUGGCCGCCACGAGCUCAGGAGCCCAGAGCAGCUCACCUCCGUCUCUGAGCAGUGCCUCGCCUCCAUUCCUGGCCACGACUAGAGAGACCACGGGGACACAGAGCAUGCCUCCUUCCUCAGACAUGGCGGCAACCCACGUUGGCACCUAUACAUCCGGACUCGGACACCGGACCUCUCUGCCGGCUACCCUGCAGGCCAUGGCAACCAUGUCCGCAACCCUGGGCACCUCCUCCCCUGUGGAGCAGGAGCGAGUUUCCACACCAACCGCUGCCUUCCCCAGCACCGGGAGCGCUCACACACAGCCGGCGUCCCCCGUCAGCCCUGGGCUCGGUGAGUCCAGCACCCCGGAGGACACCAGCUCAGGCUCAGGGACAAGCAAUGUCCUAGAUCAAGGGCCCACUGAAACCACUACUCAGGUCUCCAAGACACAAGGCAUCUUCUCCAGCGCCACGUCCACCCCACAGCCUGCUGGGUCCACAGGGGCCACAACACCCGACAUCUCCACGGAAACCAUCACCGGGCUCCGGACCUCCACCACCACGCCUGGCUCAGUGGAACGGAGCAUCACCAGCCCAACAGGUUCCUCCGGGUCCACUUCACAGGCUACCCCGACCUUGGAAUCAGCAUCCUCCUCCGCCUGGGAGACAAGGCCCUCAGCUUGGAGCCAGGGAUGGCCUCACUCAGAAAGGGAUACACUCUCGAGCUGGGGGUCUGGGAAGGUGUCAGGGGCCACAGGUCCCUCUAUGCAGGAAACUAGCUCUGUCUCCUCCCUGCUGUCCUCUUCCCCUCCCACGUCCUCGCCUGCUGCUGCUUCUUCCAAUUCACCCCAGGCUGUUUCCCCGACUUCUCUGCUCCUGACUUCCUCCCUCCUCACCCUGAGCCUGGGGAAGACCACAGAUAUGGCGGCCACGGACUCAGGAGCCCAGACCAUCUCACCUACGUCUCUGAGCAGUGCCUCGCCUCCAUUGCUGGCCACCGCUAGGGAGACCACAGGCAAAUGGAGCAUGCCUCCUUCUUCAGACACGGCAGAGACCCAUAUGGGCACCACCAAUUCUGGACUCGGACAUCCGACCUCUCUGCUGGCUACCUUGCAGUCCACGGAAACCAUGUCCGCAGGGGGCACCUCCACCCCCGUGGGGCAGGAGCGAGUUCCCACACCAACCGCUGCCUUCCCCAGCACCGGGAGCGCUCACACACAGCCGGCGUCCGCCAUCAGCCCUGGGCUCAGCGAGUCCAGCACCCCAGAGGACACCAGCUCAUUCUCGAGGACAAGCACUGUCCUACAUCAAGAGCCCACUGGCACUCCCACUCAGGUCUCCAGGACAGAAGGCAUCUCCUCCAGCGCCACGUCCACUCCACAGCCUGCUGGGUCCAGACGAUCCACAACACCCAACGUCUCCGCGGAAACCAUCACCGGACUCAGGACUUCCGACAUCACACCUGGCUCAGCGGAAGUGACGAUCACCGGCCCAACAGGUGUCGCCAGGUCCACUUCACACCCUACCCCGACCUUGGCCAUGGCAACCAGCUAUGCCCGGGAGCCAAGCCCCUCAGCUUGGAGCCAGGGAUGGCCUCACUCAGAGGGGGCCACCCUCACGAGCAGUGGGCCCGGGACAGUGUCAGGGGCCACACGUCCCUCUGUGCAGGAAACCAGCUCUGUCUCCUCCCUGCUGCCCUCUUCCCCUCCCACGUCCUCGCCUGCUCCUGCUUCCUCCAUGUCACCCGAGGCUGUUCCCUCCACUUCUCUGCUCCUGACUUCUUCCCUCCUCACCCCAGGCCUGGCAAAGACAACAGAUUCAGCAGCCACAGGCUCAGGAACCCAAACCACCUCACCUCUGUCUCUGAGCAGUGCAUCGCUUCUAUUCCAGGCCACCUCUAGGGAGACCACAGGCACACGGAGCAUGCCUCCUUCCUCAGACAUGUUGGCGACCCACGUUGGCACCACCACUUCUGGACUCCGACACCUGACCUCUAUGCUGGCUACCACUCAGGCCACGGAAACCACGUCCCCAAUGGGCACCUCCUCCCCCGUGGUGCGGGACCCUGUGUCCACACCAACCACUGCCUUCCCCAGCACCGGGGGCGCUCACACACAGCCGGCGUCUGCUGUCAGCCCUGGGCUCAGAGAGUCCAGCACCCCAGCAGACACCAGCUCAGGCUCGGGGACAAGCACUGUCCCUGCUCAAGGGCCCACCAGCACUCCCACUCAGGUCUCCGGCACACAAGGCAUCUCCUCCAGCGCCACGUCCACCCCACACCCUUCUGGGGCCACACAGUCCACAAGACUCAACAUCUCCUGGGAAACUAUCCCAGGCCACCUUACCUCAGCCAUCAUCCCUGGCUCAGCAGAAGCGACCAUCACCAGCCCAACAGGUCCCUCCGGGUCCACUUCACAGGCUACCACAUAUUUGGCCACAGCAACCACUGCUGCCCGGGAGGCAACGCCCUCAGCUGGUAACCAAGGAUGGCCUGAAUCAGAGGGGGCCACCCUCACCAGCAAGGUGCCCGGGACUUUGUCAGGGGCCACACGUCCCUCUGUGCAGGAAACCAGCUUUGUCUCCUUUCUGCUGCCCUCCUCCAAUCCCACAUCCUCGCCUGCUCCUGCUUCCUCCAUGUCACCUAAGGCUGUUCCCUCCAUUUCUCUGCCCCUGACUUCUUCCCUCCUCAACCCAGGACUGCUGAAGACCACAGAUAUGGUGGCCACGGGCUCAGGAGCCCAGACCAUCUCACCUCCGUCUCUGAGCAGUGCCUCACCUCCAUUCAUGGCCACUGCUACGGACACCACAGGCACAGGGAGAACCCUUCAUUCCUCAGUCACGGUGGCGACUCACGUGGGCACCAUCACUUCCGGACUCGGAUACCCGACCUCAUUGCAGGCCACGGAAACCACGUCGACAAUGGGUGCCUCCUCCCCCCUGGGGCAGGAGCGAGUUCCCACACCAACCGCUGCCUUCCCCAGCACCGGGAGCGCUCACACACAGCCGGCGUCCCCAGUCAGCCCUGGGCUCAGGGAGUCCAGCUCCCCGGAGGACACCAGCUCAGGGUCAGGGACAAGUACUCUCCUUCCUCAAGGGCCAACUGGACCUCCCACUCAGGUCUCAGGGACACAAGGCAUCUCCUCCAGGGGCACGUCCACCCCACAGCCUGCUGGGUCCACAGGGGCCACAACUACCGACAUCUCCACAGAAACCAUCCCUGGUAUCUGGACUUCCACCACCACGUCUGGCUCAGCGGAAGCGACCAUCACCAGCCCAACAGCUCUGACCAGGUCCACUUCACAGACUACCCUGACAUUAGGCACAGCGACCACCUCCACCUGGCAGACAAGGCCCUCGGCUGUUAGCCAGGGAUGGCCUCACUCAGAGGGGGCCACCCUCAUGAGCAAGGUUCCUGGGAAGGUGUCAGGGGCCACACGUCCCUCUGUGGAGGAAACCAGCACUGUCUCCUCCCUGUCGGCCUCCUCCCCUCCCACGUCCUCGCCUGCUCCUGCUUCCUCCAUGUCACCCGAGGCUGUUCCCUCCACUUCUCUGCCCCUGACUUCUUCCCUCCUCACCCCAGGCUUGCUGAAGACCACAGACCUGGUGGCCACAGACUCAGGAGCCCAGACCAGCUCACCUCCAUCUCUGAGCAGUGCCUCUCCUGCAUUCCUGUCCACCGCUAGGGAGACCACAGACAUAGGGACCAUGCCUCCUUCCUCAGACAUGGCGGCAAAUCACGUGGGCACUGCCACUUCCGGACUCAAACACUCGACCACAUUGCAGGCCACGGAAACCACGUCCGCAAUGGGCACCUCCUCGACCGUGGGGCAGGAGCGAGUUCCCACAACAGCCGCUGCCUUCCCCAGCACCGGGAGCGCUCACACACAGCCGGCGUCCCCCGUCAGCCCUGGACUCAGUGAGUCCAACACCACAGAGGCCACUAGCUCAGGCUUUGGGACAAGCACUGUCCCUGCACGAGGGACCUCCGGCACUCCUACUCAGGUUCCCGGAACAGAAGGCAGCUCCUCCAACGCCACGGCCACCCCACAGCCUGCUGGAUCGAAACUAUCUACAACACCCAACAUUUCAGCCAAAACCAACCCCAGUCUCCAAACCUCCACCACCACGCCUGGCUCACCAGAAGCGACCAUCACCAGCUCAACAGGUCCCUCUGGGUCCAAUUCACAGGCUACCGCCACCUUGGCCACGGAGACCAGCUCUGCUGGGGAGGCAAGAACCUGGGCAGGGAGCCAGGGGUGGUCUCAGUCAGAGGAAGCCACCCUCACGAGCAAGGCGCCUGGGAAGGUGUCAAUGGCCACACGUCCCUCUGAGGAGGAAACCAGCUCUGUCUCCUCCCUGCUGCCCUCUUCCCCUCCCAUGUCCUCGCCUGCUGCUGCUUCCUCCAUGUCACCCGAGGCUGUUCCGUCAACUUCUCUGACCCUGACUUCUUCCCUCCACACCCUGGGCCUGCUGAAGACCACAGACAUGGCGGCCACGGGCUCAGGAGCCCAGAGCCCCUCACCUCCGUCUCUGAGCAGUGCCUCGCCUCCAUUCCUGACCACUGCUACAGAAGGCACAGGCACUCGGAGCAUGCCUCCUUCUUCAGAUAUGUUGGCGACCCUCGUGGGCACUGCAACCUCCAGACUCAGACAUGCGACUUCUGUGCUGGAUGCCUUGCAGGCCACGGAAACCACGUUCUCAAUGGGCGCCUCCCCCUCCAUGGGGCAGGAGCGAGUUCCCACACCAACCGCUGCCUUCCCCAGCACCGGGAGCGCUCACACACAGCUGACAUCUGCCGUCAGCCCUGGGCUCAGCGAGUCCAGCUCCCCGGAGGACACCAGCUCAGGCUUGGGGACAAGCACUCUCCUUCCUCAAGGGCCAACUGGACUUUCCACUCAGGUCUCCGAGACACGAGGCAUCUCCUCCAGUGCCACGUCCACCCCACAGCCUGCUGGGUCCACAGGGGCCACAACACCCGACAUCUCCACGGAAACCAUCCCUGGUAUCUGGACGUCCGCCACCACGUCUGGCUCCGCGGAAGCGACCAUCACCAGCCCAACAGCUCCAUCCGGGUCCACCUCACAGACAACCCCAACCUUGGCCAUGGCAACCACCUCCGCCUGGCAUACAGGACCCUUGACUGUUAGCCAGGGAUGGCCUCACUCAGAGGGAGCCACCCUCAUGAGCAAGGUGCCCAGGACAGUGUCAGGGGCCACACAUCCCUCUCUGGAGGAAACCAGCUCUGUCUCCUCCCUGCUGCCCUCUGCCCCUCCCAAGUUCUGGACUGCUCCUGCUUCCUCCAUGUCACCAGAGGCUGUUCCCUCCACUUCUCUGCCCCUGACUUCUUCCUUCCCCACCCUGGGCCUGCUGAAGACCACAGAUGUGGUGGCCACGGACUUAGGAGCACAGAGCACCUCACCUCCGUCUCUGAGCAGUGCCUUGCCUCCAUUCCUGGCCACCACUAGGGAGACCACAGGCACACGGAGCAUGCCUCCUUCCUCAGACAUGGUGCCGACCCUCGUGGGCACUGCCACUUCCGGACUCCGACACCCGACCACGUUGCAGGCCACGGAAAUCACUUCCGAAAUUGGCGUGUCCUACCCUGUGGGGCAGGAGAGAGUUCCCACACCACCCGCUGCCUUCCCCAGCACCAGGAGCGCUCACACACAGCCAGCGUCCCCCAUCAGCCCUGGGCUCAGUGAGUCCAGCUCCACGGAGGACACCAGCUCAGGCUCAGGCACAAGCACUCUCCUUCCUCAAGGGCCAACUGGACCUUCCACUCAGGUCUCCGAGGCAAAAGGCAUCUCCUCCAGGGGCACGUCCACCCCACAGCCUGCUGGGUCCACAGGGGCCACAACACCUGACAUCUCCACGGAAACCAUCCCUGGUAUCUGGACUUCCGCCACCAUGUCUGGCUCCACGGAAGCCACCAUCACGAGCCCAACAGCUCCGACCGGGUCCACUUCACAGACUACCCUGACCUUGGCCACGGCGACCGACUCCGCCUGGCAUACAGGGCCCUUGGCUGUUACCCAGGGAUGGCCUCACUUAGAGGGGUCCACCGUCAUGAGCAAGGUGCCCGGGAAGGUGUCAGGGGCCACACGUCCCUCUGUGCAAGAAACCAGCUCUGUCUCCUCCCUUCUGCCCUCUUCCCCUCCCAUGUCUUCACCUGCUCCUGCUUCCUCCAUGUCACCCGAGGCUGUUCCCCCCACUUCUCUGCCCCUGACUUCUUCCCUCCUCACCCUAGGCCUGCUGAAGACCACAGAUGUGACAGCCACAGUCUCAGGAGCCCAGACCAUCUCUCCUCCGUCUCUGAGCAGUGUCUCGCCUCCACUCCUGGCCACCGCUAGGGAGACCAUAGACACAGGAAACACCCCUCCUUUCUCUGUCACAGCGGCGACCCACGUGAGCACUGCAACUUCUGGACUUGGACAUCCGACCUCUCUGCCGGCUACCUUGCAGGCCACAGAAACCACAUCUGCGGUGGGCACCUCCUCUCCCGUGGGGCAGGAGCGAGUUUCCACACCAUCCCCUGCCUUCCCCAGCACCGGGAGCGCUCACACACAGCCAGCGUCCGCCAUCAGCCCUGGGCCCAGUGAGUCCGGCACCCUGGAGGACACCAGCUCAGGCUCGGGGACAAGCACUGUCCAUGCUCAAUGGCCCACCGGUGCUCCCACUGACAUCUCCAGGACACAAGGCAUCUCCUCCAGCGCCACCUCCACCCCACAGCCUCCAGGGGCAACAGGGGCCACAACACCCGACAUCUCCUCGGAAACUAACACAGGGCUCUGGACCUCCGUCACCUUGCCUGGCUCAGCGAAAACUACCCCGACCUUGACCACGGCGACCACUUCAGCCCGAGAGUCAACGCCCUCGGCUGGGAGUCAGGGAUGGCCUCACUCAGAGAGGGCCACCCUCAUGAGCUGGGGGCCCGGGAAGGUGUCAGGGGCCACACGUCCCUCUGUGCAGGAAACCAGCUCUGUCUCCUCCCUGCUGCCCUCUUCCCCUCCCACGUCCUCGCCUGCUCCUGCUUCCUCCAUGUCACCCGAGGCCAUUCCCUCCACUUCUCUGCCCCUGACUUCCUCCCUCCUCACCCCGGGCCUGCUGAAGACCACAGAUGCCAUGGAAGCCACAUCCACAGUGGGCGCCUCCUACACGGUGGGGCAGGAGCGAGUUUCGACACCAACCGCUGCCUUCCCCAGCACCGGGAGCGCUCACACACAGCCGGCGUCCCCAGUCAGCCCUGGGCUCAGCGAGUCCAGCACCCCAGAGGACACCAGCUCGGGCUUAGGGACAGGCACUGUACCUGUGCAAGGUCCCACUGGCACUCCCACUCAGAUCUCCAGGACACAAGGCAUCUCCUCCAUCCCCACGUCCACCCCACAGCCUGCUGGGUCCACAGGGCCCACAACAUACGACGUCUCCACAGAAAACAUUCCCCACCUCGGGACCUCCACCAUCACCUCUGGCUCAGCGGAAGCGACCAUCACCAGCCCAACAGGUCCAUCCGGGUCCACUUCACAGACCUCCCCGACCUUGGCUUCGGGGACCAGCUCCACACAGGCCACAAGGCCCUCGGCUGGGAGCCUGGGAUGGCCUCACUCAGAGGGGACCACCUUCACGAGCAUGAAGCCCAGGAAGGUGUCAGGGGCCACACGUCCCUCUCUGGAGGAAACCAGCUCUGUCUCCUCCCUGCUGCCCUCCUACCCUCCCACAUCCUCGCCUGCUCCUUCUUCCUCCAUGUCACCCGAGGCUGUUCCCUCCACUUCUCUGCCCCUGACUUCUCCCCUCCUCACCCCGGGCCUGCUGAAGACCACAGACCUGGCGGCCACGGGCUCAGGAGCCCAGACCACCUCACUUCCAUCUCUGAGCAGUGUCUCACCUGCAUUCCUGGCCACUGCUAGAGAGAUCAAGGGCACACAGAGCAUGCCUCCUUCCUCACCAAAGGCGGCAACCCAUGUGGGCACCACCACCUCCAGACUCGGACACCCGACCACAUUGCAGGCCACGGAAACCACGUCUGCAAUGGGUGGCUCCUCCCCCGUGGGGCAGGAGCGAGUUCCCACACCAACCGCUGCCUUCCCCAGCACCGGGAGCGCUCACACACAGCCGGUGUCCGCCGUCAGCCCUGGGCUCAGCGAGUCCAGCUCCCCGGAAAACACCAGCUCAGGCUCGGGGCCAAGCACUGCCCAUGCUCUAGGGCCCACCGGCACUCCCACUCAGGUCUCUGGGACACAAGGCAUCUCUUCCAGCACCAUGUCCACCCCACAGCCUGCUGGGUCCAAACUGUCCACAACAUCUGACCUGUCAGCCGAAACCAUCCCCGGGUUCCAGACCUCUACCACCACGCCUGGCUCUGCAGAAGUGACCAUCACCAGCCCAACAGGUCACUCCGGGUCCACUUCACAGGCUACCCCGACCUUGGCCACGGGGAACACUUCCGCCCAGGAGGCAAGGACCUCGGCUGGGAGCCAGGGAUGGCCUCACUCAGAAGGGGCCACCCUCCCAAGCAAGAGACCAGGGAAGGUGUCAGGGGCCACACGUCCCUCUGUGGAGGAAACCAGCUCUGUCUCCUCCCUGCCGCCCUCUUCCCCUCCCACGUCCUCGCCGGCUCCUGCUUCCUCCAUGUCACCCGAGGCUGUUCCCUCCACUUCUCUGCCCCUGACUUCCUCUCUCCUCACCACGGGCCUGGUGAAGACCACAGAUGUGGCGGCCACGGACUCAGGAGCCCAGACCACCUCUCCUCCAUCUCUGAGCAGUGCCUCGCCUCCAUUCCUGGCAACCACUAGAGGGACCAUAGGCACACAGAGCAUGCCUCCUUCCUCAGACAUGGUGGUGACCCUUGUGGGCACCACCUCUUCCAGACUCGGACACAAGACCACAUUGCAGGCCACGGAAAUCACUUCCACAGUGGGCACCUCCUUCCCCAUGGGGCAGGAGCGAGUUUCCACACCAACCGCUGCCUUCCCCAGCACCGGGAGCACUCACACACAGCCGGUGUCCGCCAUCAGCCCUGGGCUCAGUGAUUCCAGUACCCCGGAGGACACCAGCUCAGGCUCCGGGACAAACACUGUGCUUGCACAAGGGCCCACCGGCACUCCCACUCAGGUCUCCGGCACACAGGGCAUCUCCUCCAGCGCCACGGCCACCCCACAGCCUGCUGGGUCCAUAGGGGCCACAACACCAGACGUCUCCGUAGAAACCAUCACCAGGAUCUGGAUCUCCGCCACCACGCCUGGCUUAGUGGAAAUGACCAUCACCAGCCUAGCAGGUCCCUCCGUGUCCACUUUACAGACCACCCCGACCUUGGCCACGGCGACCACCUCCACCCGGGAGGCAAGGCCCUCGGCUGUAAGCCAGGGAUGGCCUCACUCAGAGGGGACCACCCUCAUAAGUAGGGAGCCCGGGAAGGUGUCAGGGGCCACACGUCCCUCUGUGCAGGAAACCAGCUCUUUCUCCUCCCUGCUGCCCUCUUCUGCUCCCACGUCCUCGCCUGCUCCUGCUUCCUCCAUGUCACCCGAGGCUGUUCCCUCCACUUCUCUGCCCCUGACUUCCUCCCUCCUCACCCCAGGCCUGCUGAAGACCACAGAUGUGGCCACCAUGGGCUCAGGAGCCCAGAGCACCUCACCUCCGUCUCUGAGCAGUGUCUUGCCUGCAUUCCUGGCCACCACUAGAGAGACCACAGGCACACGUAUCACCCCUCCUUCCUCAGACAUGGGAGCGACCCACGUCGGUACCGCCACUUCCGGAAUUGGACACCAGAGCUCUCUGCCCGCUUCCUCCGCCGUCAGCCCUCGGCUCAGCGACUCCAGCACAGCAGACGACAUAAGCACUGGCUCAGGGACAAGCACUGUCCCAACAGAAGGCCCGACCAAUGCUCUCAUUCAGGUCUCCGGGACACAAGGCAUCUCCUCCAGCGCCACGUCCACCCCACAGCCUGCUGGGUCCACAGGGACCACAACACCGGGCAGCUCUACGAAAACCAUCACCCGGCUCUGGACCUCCUCCAUCACCCAUGGCUCAGCGGAAGCGACCAUCACCAGCCCAACAGGUCACUCCAGGUCCACUUCACAGGCUACCCCGACCUUGGCCACAGAGACCACUGCAGCCAAGGAGUCAAGACCCUCAGGUGGGAGCCAGGGAUGGCCUCACUCAGAAGGGGCCACCCUCACGAGCAGGGGGCCUGGGAAGGUGUCAAGGGCCACACGUCCCUCUGUGCAGGAAACCAGCUCUGUCUCCUGCCUGCUGCCCUCUUUUCCUUCCACGUCCUCGCCUGCUGCUUCUUCCUCCAUGUCACCCGAGGCUGUUCCCUCCACUUCUCUGCCCCCGACUUCUUCCCUCCUGACCCCGGGCCUAGUGAAGACCACAGACGUGGCGGCCACGGGCUCAGGAGGCCAGACCACCUCACCUCCGUCUCUGAGCAGUGUCUUGCCUGCAUUCCUGGCCACUGCUAGGGAGACCACAGGCACACGGAACACCCCUCCUUUCUCUGACCCGGCGGCGACCCAUGUGGGCACUGCCACUUCCGGACACGGACACCCGACCACAUUGCAGGCCACGGAAAUCAUGUCCACAAUGGGAAUCUCCUCCACCAUUGGGCAGGAGCGAGUUUCCACAGCAACCGCCGCCUUCCUCAGCACCGGGAACGCUCACACACAGCCGGCGUCCGCCGUUAGCCCUGGGGUCAGCGUGUCCAGCACCCUGGAGGACACCAGCUCAGGCUUUGGGAUAAGCACUCUCCCUGCACAAGGGCCCACUGACACUCCUACUAAGGUCUCCCGGACACAAGGCAUCUCCUCCAGCGCCAUCUCCAGCUCACUGCCUGCUGGGUUCAAACUUUUCACAACACCCGAACUGUCACCUGAAACCAUCCCCGGGAUCUGGACCUCUACCACCAUGCCAGGCUCAGUGGAGGUGACCAUCACCAGCCCAACGGGUCCCUCCGGGUCCACUUCACAGGCUACCCCGACCUUAGCCUCGGUGACUACUUCCACGCAAGAGGCAAGGGCCUCUGCUGGAAGCCAGACCACACAUGUGGCAGCCAUGAGCUCAGAACCUGAAAUCACUUCUACACUUUUCUCAGGCACCAAGUUUGAAUUACAUUCGACCUCCUCAGUCACCACACAUUCUGGGAGCUCUCUUGUUUCUUCAAACACAACAAUGGCCACUGUGCUCUCCUUUCCUUCCCAUUAUCAAUCUCAUUCCACUGUCUUAGCUGACUCUGAGGCAACCAGGGCCCCCUCUCCCAUGGACACCACCCACACCUUUGGGAAGAAACAUCUUUCAUCGUCAAGUCCUGCCUCGUUGGAGACUAAGAGCAUUCUGACGGGGACUUCUUCUUCACCGACCGCUGGAUUUCGAGAGUCAAGUACCUCCAAGGAGACCAGCUUAGUCACAGUUGGUCUGGGAGUUGUCUCCGGGCCAAGCCUUCCCUCUUCACAAGAAACCCAUUCUCCAUCUUCUCUGAUGUCUUCACCUGCCUCCAACUCACCUUCUCCUCUUUCCUCCACAUUAUCCAUGGGCUCUCCCUCUUCUCCUCCUGUUACUUCUCUUCUUACCACGGGCCUGGUGAGGACUCCGGAUGUGUUGGCCACAGGCUCAGAACCUGAAACCACUCCAGCUUCAAAUUUGAUCAGCACCUCAGCUGAAACACUGCCCACAUCUGAAGUCACUACAGACAUGGAGAAAACUCAUUCUUUUUCAAACACAGCAGUGACCAAGUUGUGGACCAGCAGUUCUGGACAGGAACUAUCUUCGUCUGUCCCAGUCCACUCUGGGCUAUCCUAUACUUCAUAUCCAGUCAGUACUGACGACUUCAGGGUAGACACUGGCAUUUCCACAGCAAGGCCUGCCCGUUUUCAGACCACAGAGAGUGUUGAGUUGGGAACGCUGACCCGUGCUUAUCAAGUUCCUCCACGUUCAACACAGUUGACAAGAACCGAUGACAUGAUGGAGCACAUCACAAAGAUACCCAAUGGAGCGGCACAUGAAGGCACCGUAGGACCAGUGAAGGGGCCUCUGGUGUCCACAUCACCUGCUAGUCCUAGAGGAGGGACAGAAAGAGCUGAGACCACUGCCACAGCUCUGAAGACCACCUCCGCAGCCACACUGACCCCCAGAGCCCAUGCUGCCACUUCAAGAACACUGACUCCUCUCAAGACAUCAGCACGAGCGGCCACCACAAGCACAGCGGGAAUGGUGAUCACAACCCCACAUGUUUCAGAGAUGACAUCCUCAUUGGCCACCAGACUUGGAGCGGAGACCAGCACAGCUGUUCCCAGUAUAAUCCCAUCUGUUUUCACUAGAGAACCAGAGCCCACAGCUUCACCUGCGCCCAGUUCUGGGGCAGAGACCAGUCCAACUGGUGCAACCGUUUCCUUUGGUGAGCCGGAUACAACGGCCUCGUGGAUGACCCACCCUGCAGAGACCACCUCAGUUAUUUCCAAGGCAACACUGAACGUUCCCCGUAGUGAAUCACAUUCCACUCUCUCCACAGCCACCAGUCCUGGGGCAGAAGUCAGCUCAGCUGUUCCAAAGCCAGCCACCUCCCCCGGUAUACCAGAUACGGUGACCUCCCUGACUACCAGUGCCAUAGCAAAGACAAGCAUGGUUAUUCCAACUCCCACAGACUCUCCCGAUGAACCAGAGACCACAGCCUCAGGGGCUGCCCAUCCCGCAGAGAAAAGCCCAAAGGUUCCCAAGACAAUCCCAACUCUUUCCUAUAAUGAGUCAGACACCACAACUUCAAUGGCCACCAGUGCUGGGGCAGAAGCCAGUUCCGCUGUUUCAACUAUGGCUGUCUCACCUGGUGUAGCAGAUACUGUAACCUCACAGGUCACUAGUUCUGGGACAGAUGCUGAUAUGGCUCUUCCAACUCUGACUCUUUCUCCUGGUGAACCAGAGACCACAGCCUCGUUGGCUACCCACCUUGGGACACACACCAGUUCAGCCAUUCCAACUCUGACUACCUUGCCUGGUGUGUCGGGGCUGGUGACCUCACUGGUCACUAGUUCUGGGGCAGGAACAAGUAACCCUGUUCCAACUAUGACAGUCUCCUCAGGCCAACUGGAUACCACAGCUUCACGGAUCGCCCAUCCUGGGGCAGAAGUCAGUUCAACUGAUCCAACUCGGACUUUCCCCUUUGCUGAGCCAGAUACAACAGCCUCAUUGGUUCCUCAUCCUGCAGAGACUAACACAACGGUUCCCCAGACAACUCCCAACUUUUUCCAUAGCAAAUCAGACACCACAUAUUCAACAUCCACCAGUAGUGGGGCAGAAGCCAGUUCAGCUGUUCUAACUCCAACUGUUCCACCUGGGGUGCCAAGGGCAGAGACCUCUAUGGUCACUAGCUCUAGGGCAGUGACCAGGACAAGUGUGCCAACUCUGAGUCUUUCUCCUGGUGCACCAGACACCACAGCCUCACUUGUAACCCACCCUGAGGCACAAACAAGUUCAACCAUUCCAGUUCCGACUGUCUCCCCUAGUGUGCCAGGGCUGGUGACUUCACUGGUCACUCUUUCUGGGGCAGAAACCAGUACAUUUCCAACUCUGAAUGCUACCCCAGGCCAACUGGAGACCACAGCCUCACGGGUCACUCAUCCUGGAAUGGAAGCCAGCUCUGUUGUGACUUCUUUGACUGUCUCCCCUGGUGAGCCAGAUACAACAGUUUCCUUGGCUACCCAUCCUACAGAGAAUAGCCCAACCGUUGCCAGGACAACCCAAAGUUUUUCCCAUAGUAAAUCAUACACCACACUUUCAACAGCCACCAGUCCAGGGGCAGGAUUUAGUUCAGCUAUUUCAACAGCCACUUCAGCUGGUACACCAGGCAUGCCAACCCCACUGGUCACUAGACCUGGGGCAGACACCAGUACAACUUUUCCAACACUGAUAGUGUCCCCACAUGAACCAGAGACAAUGGUCUCAUGGGCCACUCAUCCUGAAAAGACCAGUCAAAUGGUCCCCAGGACAACCCCCCAUAGUGACUCAGCCACCACAGCCUCAGUGGCCACCAUCCCUGGAGCAGAGACUGGUUCAGCUGUUCCAACGCUAACUAUCUCGCCUGAUGUACCAGGCAUGGUGACCUCGCUGGUCACUGGUUCUGAGACAGAGGCCAGUACAACUUUCUCAAUGUUGCCUGGGCACCCAGGUGAACCAGGGGCAACAGCUUCCUGGGUCACUCAGUCCUGGAUAGAAGCCAGUUCAGCUGUUCCGACUCUGACUCUUCCUUCUAGUGAGUCCGAUACAAAAGCCUGGUGGGUGACCCACUCUACAGAGAUUAGCACAUCUGUGCCCAGAACCACCUCAAAAUUUUCCCAUAGUGAACCAGACACCCGGUCUUCAACGGCUACCAGUGCCAGGGCAGAAGCCAGUUCCGCCAUUCCAACAGCAGUGAUCCCACCUGCUACACCAGAUGUGCUGACCUCACUGAUCACUAGCUCUGGGACAGACACAAGCACAUUUCCAGCACUGCCUGAGUCCCCACAUAAAACAGAGACAACAGCCUCAUGGGUCACUUACCCUGCAGAGAGCAGCACAACGGUUUCCAGGACAACCCUCAGUUUUUCCCAGAGUGGAUCAGACACUACACCCUCAAUGGCCACCACUUCGACUGUUUCAACUACAACUGUCUCACCUGGUGUAGCAGAUCUGGUGACUUCACAGGUCACUGCCUCUGGGAUUGAUACUAGUACAACUUUUCCAACAAGGACUGAGUCCCCGCAUGAACCAGGGACAACAGCUUCUAGGGUCACACAUCCUGCAGUGACCAGCACAGCAGUUCCCAAGACAACCACUAAUUUUUUCUAUAGUGAAUCGGACACCAUAACCUCAAUGGCCACCAGUUCAACUGUUUCAACUAUGACUCUCUCGCCUGGUGUACCAGACAUGGUGGCCUCACAGGUCACGAGCUCUGGGACACACACCAAUAUGGCUCUUCCAACUCUGACUGUUUCUCCUGGUAAAAAAGAGACCACAGCCUCUUUGGUUACCCAUCCUGGGACACAGACUGGUUCUUCUGUUCCAACUCCAGCUGUUUCCUCUGGUGAACUAGACACAACAACCUCUCUGGUCACCCAUCCUGCACAGACCAGCACCCCUGUUUUUAGAACAACCCCCAGUUUUUCCCACAGCAAACCAGAUAUCACACCUUCAACAGCCACCAGUCCUGGGGCAGAAGGCAGUUCAGUUGUGCUAACAAGGACUCUGUCACCUGGUGUACCAGACAUGGUGACCUCACAGGUCACGAGCUCUGGGACACACACCAAUAUAGUUCUUCCAACUCUGACUGUUUCUCCUGGUAAACUAGAUAUCACAGCCUCAUUGGUUACCCAUCCUGGGACACAGGCCGGUUCUUCUGUUCCAACUCCAACUGUUUCCUCUGGUGAACCAGACACAAACCUCUCGGUCACCCAUCCUGCACAGACCAGCACCCCUGUUUCCAGAACAACCCCCAGUUUUUCCCACAGUAAACCAGAUAUCACACCUUCAACAGCCACCAGUCCUGGGGCAGAAGGCAGUUCAGCUGUGCUAACAAGGACUCUCUCACCUAGUAUACCAGACAUGGUGACCUCACAGGUCACGAGUUCUGGGACACACACCAAUAUGGCUCUUCCAACUCUGACUGUUUCUCCUGGUAAACUAGAGACCACAGCCUCAUUGGUUACCCAACCUGGGACACAGAUCGGUUCUGCUGUUCCAACUCCAACUGUUUCCUCUGGUGAACCAGACACAACAACCUCUCCGAUCACCCAUCCUGCACAGACCAGCACCCCUGUUUCCAGAACAAUCCCCAGUUUUUCCCACAGUAAACCAGAUAUCACACCUUCAACAGCCACCAGUCCUGGGGCAGAAGGCAGUUCAGCUGUGCUAACAAGGACUCUUUCACCUAGUAUACAGAACAUUGUGACCUCACAGGUCACGAGUUCUGGGACACACACCAAUAUGGUUCUUCCAACUCUGACUGUUUCUCCUGGUAAAAAAGAGACCACAGCCUCAUUGGUUACCCAUCCUGGGAUACAGACUGGUUCUGCUGUUCCAACUCCAACUGUUUCCUCUGGUGAACCCAACACAACAACCUCUCAGGUCACCCAUCCUGCACAGACCAGCACCCCUGUUUCCAGAACAACCCUCAGUUUUUCCCACAGUAAACCAGAUACCACACCUUCAACAGCCACCAGUCCUGGGGCAGAAGGCAGUUCACCUAUGCCAGCAAUGACUCUCUCACCUGGUGUACCAGACAUGGUGACCUCACAGGUCACGAGUUCUAGGGCAGCGACCAGUACAGCUAUUCCAACUCUGACUCUUUCUCCUGGUGAACCAAAAACCACAACCUUAUUGGUCACCCACCUCAGUGUAGACACAAGCACAAAACUUCCAGCUUCGACUGACUUUCCUCAUGUGUUGGAGACCACAGCCUCGCUCUCUACCCAUGCUGGGACAGACGCCAGCACGACCAUUCCAACUUCAACUUUGUCCCCUGAUCUACUGGAGACCACAGGCUUAUUGGCCACCAGCUCUUUGGCGGAAGCCAGCACAGACAUUCCAGCUCUGACAGUUUCCCCUGGUGUCCCUGGGCUUGCUGGUGCCCCCACGACAACGGGUAGGCUUAGUACUGUAACUUUUUGGAGCACAGAAACCUCACCACCCAUAACUUCAGUUGGACUCCCAGAAUUUUCCACAGCUGUCACAGGUACCACUAUGACCUCGACACUAUCAGAAACCCCAAUGCCACCUAAAACCAGUCACGGAGAAGGAGUUAGUCCAACCACUAUCCUGAAAACAACAAUGGUGGAGACCACUAAUCUACCUGCCGCAAGUUCAAACCCCACCAUGGCUGAGACCACAACUGCCUUCAGUACACCAGCUGGAAGUCCUUUUGCCACUCUGACCACGCCUGGGAUGUCUACGUCGGCCUCUGAGAGCGUGACUUCAGGAACAACCCAAGUUCCUCCGUUGAUGCCUUUUACCCUCAACUUCACCAUCACCAACCUGCACUACGUGGGGGGCAUGGGGCACCCGGGCUCUGAGAUAUUCAACGCCACCGACAGGACCCUGCAGCGCCUGCUCAAGCCCUUGUUCCAGGACAGCAGCAUCGGCUCCGGCUACUCUGGCUGCAGACUGACCACGCUCAGGACUGAUAAGGACGGGGCAGCCACCAGAGUGGAUGCCAUCUGCACCUAUCGCCCUGACCCCAUGGGCCACGGGCUGGACAGAGAACAGUUGUACCAGGAACUGAACCAACUGACCCAUGGUGUCACCCAGCUAGGCCUCUACACCCUGGACAGAGACAGCCUGUAUGUCAACGGUUAUAACCAUCGGUACUGGACCCCUACCACCAGCACUCCAGUGACAGUGACUUCCACAUUUUCUCCAGGGGUUUUCACACCCUCCAUCCCCAGCGCUACAGCGGAAAUCCCUUUCCUCGUGCCAUUCACUCUCAACUUCACCAUCACCAACCUGCAGUACGAGGAAGACAUGGGGCGCCCAGGCUCCUCAAAGUUCAGCACCACGGAGAGCGUCCUGCGGAGUCUGCUCAAACCUUUGCUCCAGAAUAGCAGUCUAGGAAACCUCUAUUCAGGCUGUAGACUGGCCUCGCUCAGAUCCGAGAAGGAUGGGACAGCCACCAGAGUGGAUGCCAUCUGCACCUACCACCCUGAUCCUGAAGGCUUCAGACUGGACAGAGAGCAGCUAUACUGGGAGCUGAGUGAGAAGACCCAUGGAAUCACAGAGCUGGGUCCCUACACCCUGGACAAGGACAGUCUCUAUGUCAAUGAGUUCACCCAUCGGACAUCUGUCCCCAUCAGCAGCACACCUGGGACAUCCACAGUGAAUGUGGAAAGCUCUGGGACUCCAUUCUCCCUCCCCAGCCCCACAGUCACUGAACCUCGCCUGGUGCCGUUCACCGUCAACUUCACUAUCCUGAACCUGCAAUAUGAGGAUGUCAUGCAUCACCCUGGGUCCUGGAAGUUCAACACCACAGAGAGGGUCCUGCAGGGUCUGCUCAGGCCCUUGCUCCAGAACACCAGUGUCGGCCCUCUGUACUCUGGCUGCAGACUGACCUUGCUCAGGCCUGAGAAGGACAGGAGAGCCACUGGCGUAGACGCCAUAUGCACCCUCCACCCUGACCCCACAGGCCAUGGGCUGGACAGAGAGCAGCUGUACUGGGAGCUGAGCCAGCUGACCCACGGCAUCGCUGAGCUGGGUCCCUACACCCUGGACAAGGACAGUCUGUAUGUCAAUGGUUUCACCCAUAGGAGCUCUCUCCACGUCACCAGCACUCCUGGGACUUCCACCAUGGACAUGGGAGCCUCUGUGAUGCCUUCCUUCUUCCCCAGCCCUAUGACCACUGGACCUCUCCUUAUGUCAUUCACCCUCAACUUCACUAUCACGAACCUGAGGUAUGAGGAGGACCUGCUUCACCCUGGCUCCUGGAAGUUCAACACCACAGAGAGGGUCCUGCAGGGGCUGCUCAGGCCCUUGUUCCAGAACACCAGCGUCAGCCCUCUGUACUCCACCUGCAGACUUGCAUUACUCAGGCCCGAGAAAGAAGGGACAGCCACUGGAGUAGAUGCCACCUGCACCCUCCGCCCUGACCCCACAGGCCAUGGGCUGGACAGAGAGCAGCUGUACUGGGAGCUGAGCCAGCUGACCCAUGGCAUCACUGAGCUGGGUCCCUACACCCUGGACAAGGACAGUCUCUAUGUCAAUGGUUUCACCCACAGGAGUCUUGUGCCCAUCACCAGCACUCCUGAGACUUCCACGGUGAACCUGGGAACCUCCAGGGCUCCAUCCUCCCUCCCCGGCCCCAUGACAGCUAAACCACACCUGAUGCCAUUCACCCUCAACUUCACCAUCCUGAACCUGCAGUACGAGGAGGUCAUGCGUCACCCUGGCUCCUGGAAGUUCAACACCACGGAGAGGGCCCUACAGGGUCUGCUUGGGCCCUUGUUCAAGAACACAAGCGUUGGCCCUCUGUACUCCAGCUGCAGAUUGACCUUGCUUAGGCCAGAGAAGGACGGGGCAGCCACUGGAGUGGACUCCAUUUGCACCCACCACCCUGACCCCGUGGGUCCUGGGCUGGACAGAGAGCGGCUGUACUGGGAGCUGAGCCAGCUGACCCAUGGCAUCACUGAGCUGGGCCCCUACACGCUGGACAGGGACAGUCUCUAUGUCAACGGUUUCACCCACAGAAACUCUCUGCACAUCACCAGCCCUCCUGGGACGUCCACAGUGAACCUGGGAACCUCUGGCACUCCACCCUCCCGCCCCGGCCCCACCGCUGCUGGAUCUCUCCUGGUGCCAUUCACCCUCAACUUCACCAUCCUGAACCUGCAGUAUGAGGAGGUCAUGCGUCACCCUGGCUCCUGGAAGUUCAACAGCACAGAGAGGGUCCUGCAGGGUCUGCUCAAGCCCUUGCUCCAGAGCACUAAUGUCGGGCCUCUGUACUCCGGCUGCAGACUGACCUCGCUCAGGCCUGAGAAGGAUGGGGAAGCCACUGCAGUAGAUGCCACCUGCACCCUCCGCCCUGACCCCACAGGCCAUGGGCUGGACAGAGAGCAGCUGUACUGGGAGCUGAGCCAGCUGACCCAUGGCAUCACCGAGCUGGGUCCCUACACCCUGGACAAGGACAGUCUCUAUGUCAAUGGUUUCACCCACAGGAGCUCUCUGCACACCACCAGCAGUCCUGGGACGUCCACUGUGAACAUUGGAACCUCUGGGACUCCUUCCGCCCUCCCGGGCCCCAUGGCUACUGAACCUCCCCUCGUACCAUUCACCCUGAACUUCACCAUCCUGAACCUGCAGUAUGCGGAGGACAUGCAUCGCCCCGGCUCCUGGAAGUUCAACACCACGAAGAGGGUCCUACAGGGUCUGCUCACGCCCUUGUUCAAGAAAACCAGUGUCCACCCUCUGUAUACCGACUGCAGACUGACCUCGCUCAGGCCCGAGAAAGACGGGACAGCCACUGGAGUGGACGCCACCUGCACCCUCCGCCCUGACCCCACAGGCCACGGGCUGGACAGAGAGCAGCUGUACUGGGAGCUGAGCCAGCUGACCCACGGCAUCACCGAGCUGGGUCCCUACACCCUGGACAAGGACAGUCUGUAUGUCAAUGGCUUCACCCAUAGGGGCUCUCUGUACAUCACUAGCACUCCUGGGACGACCACAGUGAACCUGGGAACCUCAGGGACUCCACCCUCCCUCCCCGUCCCCACCGCCACUGAACCUCUCCUGACGCCAUUCACCCUCAACUUCACCAUCCUGAACCUGCAGUACGAGGAGGUCAUGCGACACCCUGGCUCCUGGAAGUUCAACACCACGGAGAGGGUCUUGCAGGGAUUGCUCAGGCCCUUGUUCAACAACACCAGUGUCAGCCUUCUGUACUCUGGCUGCAGACUGACCUCGCUCAGGCCUAAGAAGGAUGGGGCAGCCACUGGAGUAGACGCCACCUGCACCCUCCACCCUGACCCCACUGGCCAUGCUCUGGACAGAGAGCAGCUGUACUGGGAGCUGAGCCAACUGACCCAUGGCAUCACUGAGCUGGGUCCCUACAAACUGGACAAGGACAGUCUCUAUGUGAAUGGCUUCACCCAUCAGAGGCCUCUGCACAUCACCAGCACUCCUGGGACCUCCACAGUGAACCUGGGAACAUCUGGAACUCCAUCCUCCUUACCCAGUCCCUCAGCGACUGAACCUCUUCUGAUGCCUUUUACCCUCAACUUCACCAUCCUGAACCUGCAGUACGAGGAGGUCAUGCGACACCCUGGCUCCUGGAAGUUCAACACCACAGAGAGGGUCCUGCAGGGACUGCUCAGGCCCUUGUUCAACAACACCAGUGUCAGCCCUCUGUACUCUGGAUGCAGACUGACCUCACUCAGGCCCGAGAAAGACGGGACAGCCACUGCAGUGGAUGCCACCUGCACCCUCCACCCUGACCCCACAGGCCAUGGGCUGGACAGAGAGCAGCUGUACUGGGAGCUGAGCCAGCUGACCCACAGCAUCACUGAGUUGGGUCCCUACACCCUGGACAAGGACAGUCUCUAUGUCAAUGGUUUCACCCAUCCGAGGCCUCUGCACAUCACCAGCACUCCUAGGGCCUCCACAGUGAACCUGGGACCAUCUGGGAGUCCAUCCUCCUUGCCCAGUCCCUCAGCCACUGAACCUCUCCUGAUGAUUUUCACCCUCAACUUCACCAUCCUGAACCUGCAGUAUGAGGAGGUCAUGCGUCACCCUGGCUCCUGGAAGUUCAACACCACUGAGAGGGUCCUGCAGGGAUUGCUCAGGCCUUUGUUCAACAACACCAGUGUCAGCUCUCUGUACUCUGGAUGCAGACUGACCUCGCUCAGGCCUGAGAAAGACGGGAAAGCCACUGGAGUGGAUGCCACCUGUACCCUCCACCCUGACCCCACAGGCCAUGGGCUGGACAGAGAGCAGCUGUACUGGGAGCUGAGCCAGCUGACCCAUGGCAUCACUGAGCUGGGUCCCUACACCCUGGACAAGGACAGUCUCUAUGUCAAUGAUUUCACCCAUAGGACCUCUCUGCACAUCACCAGCACUCCUAGGGCCUCCACAGUGAACCUGGGACCAUCUGGGAGUCCAUCCUCCUUACCCAGUCCCUCAGCCACUGAACCUCUCCUGGUGCCAUUCACCCUCAACCUCACCAUCCUGAACCUGCAGUACGAGGAGGUCAUGGGACACCCUGGCUCCUGGAAGUUCAACACCACGGAGAGGGUCCUGCAGGGAUUGAGACUCCUGUGGAAGAUGGAUUUUGAUGAGUCAGAGGACAAUAUCUUGGCCGAUCUAAAUGGUAACACUGACAUAGAGUUGAUUGAUAAAGGGAUAGUACCUCUGAGCAUUGGCUGGUUGGCCACCGAACCUCUCCUGACACCAUUCACCCUCAACUUCACCAUCCUGAACCUGCAGUACGAGGAGGUCAUGCGACACCCUGGCUCCUGGAAGUUCAACACCACAGAGAGGGUCCUGCAGGGAUUGCUCAGGCCCUUGUUCAACAACACCAGUGUCAGCCCUCUGUACUCUGGAUGCAGACUGACCUCGCUCAGGCCUGAGAAGGAUGGGGAAGCCACUAAAGUGGACGCCACCUGUACCCUCCGCCCUGACCCCACAGGCCAUGGGCUGGACAGAGAGCAGCUGUACUGGGAGCUGAGCCAGCUGACCCAUGGCAUCACUGAGCUGGGUCCCUACACCCUGGACAAGGACAGUCUCUAUGUCAAUGAUUUCACCCAUAGGACCUCUCUGCACAUCACCAGCACUCCUAGGGCCUCCACAGUGAACCUGGGACCAUCUGGGAGUCCAUCCUCCUUACCCAGUCCCUCAGCGACUGAACCUCUUCUGAUGCCAUUCACCCUCAACUUCACCAUCCUGAACCUGCAGUAUGAGGAGGCCAUGCAUCACCCUGGCUCCUGGAAGUUCAACACCACGGAGAGGGUCCUGCAGGGACUGCUCGGGCCCUUGUUCAACAACACCAGUGUCAGCCCUCUGUACUCUGGCUGCAGACUGACCUUGCUCAGGCCUGAGAAGGAAGGGGAAGCCACUGGAGUAGACGCCACCUGUACCCUCCGCCCUGACCCCACAGGCCAUGGGCUGGACAGAGAGCAGCUGUACUGGGAGCUGAGCCAGCUGACCCAUGGCAUCACUGAGUUGGGUCCCUACACCCUGGACAAGGACAGUCUCUAUGUCAAUGGUUUCACCCAUGGGACCUCUCUGCACAUCACCAGCCCUCCUGGGACUUCCACAGUGAACCUGGGAACCUCCGGCACUCCAGCCUCCUUACCUGGUGCCUCAGCCUCAAGCCCUACCUUGGUACCCUUCACCCUUAACUUCACCAUCACAAACCUGCGGUACAUGCCAGACAUGAAGCACGCAGGGUCUGCAAUAUUCAACAUGACCGAGCGGAUCCUGCAGCGCACGCUCGGGCCUUUGUUCAAGAACACCAGUAUCGGCCUACUGUAUGCUGCCUGCAGACUGAUUUCCCUCAGGCCGGAGAAGGAUGGAGCAGCCACCAGAGUGGACACCAUCUGCACGCACAGCUCUGAGCCCACAGGCCCUGGGCUGGGCAGAGAGCAGCUGUACUGGGAGCUGAGCCAGGGGACCCACGGCGUCACUCAGCUGGGCUCCUUCACCCUGGACAGGGACAGCCUCUAUGUCAACGGUUACACUCACCAGGCCCUGACCUCUACCCCCGGUGCAGCCUCAACCAUGUCUUCCGGGACCUCCGUGUCACUCUCCGCAGCCUCCAGCUCUCUCCUAAUGACGUUCACCGUCAACUUCACCAUCCUGAACCUGCAGUACGUGGAGGACAUGCAGAACAUGGGUUCCUGGAGGUUCAACACCACAGAGAGGGUCCUCCAGAACUUGCUCACGCCCUUGUUCAAGAACACCAGCAUCAACCCUCUGUACUCUGGCUGCAGACUGACCUCACUCAGCUCAAAGGAGAAUGGGACCGCCACUGAAGUGAAUGCCAUCUGCAGCCACCGCCCUGACUGGAUAGGCCCUGGGCCAAACAGAGAGCGGCUGUACUGGGAGUUGCACCAGCUGACUGACGGUGUCACCAAGCUGGGCCCCUACACCCUGCACAGGGACAGUCUCUAUGUCAAUGGCUACACGCACCAGACUUCAGUAACCACUACGAACACCACAAAUACACCUCUGAUGAACUUCACCCUCAACUUCACCAUCACCAGCAUGCGCUACAGGAAGGACAUGCAGCCUCCGGGCUCUUCGGAAUUCCAGAGCUUGGACAGGUCUCUGCAGUUUCUGCUGGAUGAGCUGUUCUGGAACACCAGUGUCCGCACACUGUACACUGGAUGCAGACUCACCUUGCUCAGACCUGAGAGGCACGGGUCAGCCACUGGAGUGGACACCAUCUGCACCUUCCGCUCUGACCCUGCACACCAUGGGCUGAACAAAGAGUGGCUGUACUGGGAGAUCAGUCAGCAGACACAUGGCGUCACCCGGCUGGGCCCCGCCACCCUGGACCCGGACAGUCUCUAUGUCAAUGGUUACACCCACAAGAGGAAGACCAAGCCCUCAGGCACCACUGGCCAUACCCUGGUACCUUUCAUUGUCAACUUCACCAUCACCAACCUGAACUACACGGAGGACAUGGGGCAGCCAGGUUCCUCCGUGUUCAACAUCACCGAGAGGUCCCUACAGAACUGGCUCUCGUACUUGUUCCAAGAGACCAGUGAAGGCUACCUGUACGCCGGCAGCAGACUGGACUCGCUCAGGCUUGCAGAUGGCGGGGCGGCCACCAGAGUGGACAUGGUCUGCACCUUCCACUCGUACCCCAAGAGCCCUGGACUCUACAGAGAGUGGCUGUACUGGGAGUUCAGCCAGCUGACAAAGGGCAUCUCCCACCUGGGCCCCUACACCCUGGACAGGGACAGCCUCUACAUCAAUGGUUACACCUAUGCAGCCCCAAUUAACACAACCGGGGACCUCAGCGAGGAGCCCUUCACGCUGAACUUCACCAUCAACAACCUGCGCUACACGCCGGACAUGGGGCGCCCUGGCUCCCCCAAGUUCAACAUCACCGACGCCCUCAUGCAGCACCUGCUCGGCCCUUUGCUCCAGCACAGCAGCCUCGGGGAGCUCUACGCCGGCUGCAGGUUGGCCGCGCUCAGAUCUACGGAGACCGGCACCCAGACACAGUUGGACUUUCUCUGCGCCUACUGGCAGCCACCCGGUGCCCCAGUUCUGCUUGCCAAGUGGGUGUUCCAUGAGCUGAGCCAGCAGACCCGUGGCAUCACCCGGCUGGGCCCCUACUUUCUGGACAAAGACAGCCUCUAUGUUAACGGUUAUCACGAACAUGGUCCGGAUGAGCCUCCCACAACUCCUGAGCCAGCCACCACUGCCCCGCCUCCUCCAGUAUCCACCACAGCUGCCGCUCAUGUAUCCCACAACGUAUCGGUCUCAAGCGAGUACCAGCUUGUUUUCCGCAUCGUCAACGGGAACCUCAACAAUCCAGACCCCACCUCUCUGGAGUACACCGCCCUGCUGAGGGACAUCCAGAACAAGGUCACCGCACUCUACGCACGCAGCCAGCUACAGGACAUGUUCCGCACCUGCCUGAUCACCAACCUAACGUUGGACCCCAUGUGGGUCACUGUCAGAACAUUGUUCUCUUCCAAUCUGGACCCCAAACUGGUGAAGCAAAUCUUUCAGGAUGAGACCCGGAAUGGCUCGUCCUACUGGCUGGGCGCCACCUACCAACUGGCGGACCUGCGUGUGACAGAAAUGGAGCUAAGCAGACCCACAUCCCAGCACUUCCAGUUGAAUUUCACCAUCACCAACCUACCGUAUUCCCAGGACAUGGCCCAGCCAAGCACUACCAAACACCAGCGAAACAAAAGGAGUAUUGAGAAUGCGCUCAGCCAGCUCUUCCGAAACAGCAACAUCGGGAGUUACUUUGAUAACUGUCAAGUAUCAGCAUUCAGGUCCGUCCCCCCCAGCAAUCACACUGGAGUGGAUUCCCUGUGUUACUUCUCACCAUUGACUCGGAGGCUGAGCAGAGUUGCCAUCUAUGAAGAAUUCCUACGGUUGACCCAGAAUGGUACCCGGCUGCAGAACUUCACCUUGGACCGGAACAGCGUCCUUGUGGAUGGGUAUUCUCUCCAGGAAAAUCACGUCUUGAUGAAGAAUACAGGCCUUCCCUUCUGGGCCAUCAUCGUCAUCUCGCUGGCAGGACUCCUGGGAUUAAUAACAUGCCUCUUCACCUGUUUCCUGGUGAUCGCCUGCCUGCGAAGGAAGAAGGUGGGCGACUACGAGAUCCAGGAACGCCACCUGGGCUACUACCUGGCCCUCCUAGACCUGAGGAAGCGGCAAUGACUGCAUCUUCCUUGGGUCCCUUUUCCCCAGCCAGGCCCCAGAAAAGCUUG
Molecule: messenger RNA, 26983 nt
Organism: Microcebus murinus (gray mouse lemur)
Lineage: Eukaryota; Metazoa; Chordata; Mammalia; Primates; Cheirogaleidae
Source: RefSeq, a predicted model, not a curated record